CUACGAGCGUCUGUGAUCAAACGUCGACUGAUUCGGAGUCCGGACGAGGGAGAAACGAAGCAUUAAACAGAGGCUGAGCAAGCCACACGGGCACGCCUAAAAACCCACACGGCCGUGUGACCUGGCCAUGUGGCCGUGUGGAAAUCACCGAGCCUCACACGGGCAUCUGGGAAAGUCACACGGCCGUGUGGCCUGGCCGUGUGAUCGGGAAUUUCUUGUUAAAACCCGAUUUUCAGCAAAAGGAAAGGGGAGAGCUCGGUUUUGGUUCCCAAACACCCAAGGGACGAACCCUAGAGAGAGAGCGACUUGGGAACAUUCUUGGAGCUAUUUUGGAGGAUUUAUUCGCCAUUGGAGCUCGGGAAACAAGCUUGGAGAUGGAGAUUGAAGAUCUAGAUCAGAUUUCUGCAGUCUCUCUCUUCUCUAUGGAGUAACUUCCCUUCACUUAGGUUUUGAGGAACCCUAGUUCCAUGUGUUAGGAUCUUUCUUGUAUGAAGUUUUGGAUGUUAUAUUGUUUGUUUAUAAUCGAUUGAGGCAUGACUUAUUGAGUCAAUUGAAUCUUGAUCGAAUUCUCUUGAUUUCUGCUUUAACCUAUGAUAGAUAGAAUCUGAUUAGGUUAAGAGAACUUCCUUGAUUGAUAGUGGUGAAUUGGUUGUGCGAGAGUCAAUCAAUUCACUGCUUUGUACUGGAAUUCUUUCCAGUAGUGGAGAUCUGUGUGAAUCGCCUGAGCAGUCUAUCCCGGUGAAGGCUAGUCGCCUGCCGGGUAUUCUGUCUAAGAGGGCUUGGUCAGCUUAAGAGAUUCCAAGCUAAUUUAGGAUCUUCCGCAGUUUAAUCAACAGUAGAUCAACCAAAGGUAAUUGCAACUUGGACCUAAUUGAGGAGCUAGGGGGAAUCAUACCUAAGUGAGUUCCCAAUUUGUAAUUAGUAGAGUAGUUAGUAGAGUAGUUUAGUAAAUCAAUCCUUAAUCUAGUUUGCUAGAUAAUGAACUGAAGCUGAGUAAUAGUAACUCUAGAGACCCGUGGAUUCGAUAUUUAUUACUUGUGCCACUAUACUGCAGUCCCUUUCAUUGGUUACACUUGGCCAUUGUUAGGUGUUGUGUCAUAGCGUGUCAGAGUCUCUCAUUCGAGUCCCAUUCCUUCACUCCCCGUCGGUUGGGUUACGGCGCUACUGAAUUUCGAAAAGCUUCAGCGUUUUCAACCUAGCAAUCAUUUUUAUUGUUCAAUUUUUGGAUUUUCAAUCUUCUUCACAGGCGGAUAGGAGUUGAAAACCGGUCGGGCGGCUCAAAUGGCUCGAGUGGUUAACCGCUUUGGCCGCUCGCCAACCGUUCAUUCUGACAGCUGCGGUUUUUAGACUUAUCCGAGCUGGUUUGGUGACAGGGUGACGGUUUUACCAGUUGGACCGACCGGCUCUGCUCGGUCUUAAUAACACUGCUAUUUUCCAAGGAUGAUAAGUUCAUUAAGCACUAAUUUCGGCCAAUUUAUUUUCAGAUGGCAUUUUCGUAAUUUUUUGGUUGACAAAAGACCAUUUUCUUUGGAUUUUGAAGGCUACAGAUCACAAAUUCGCCCUGAAGAUAUUCUUCAACGAUGAUUAAGUCCAUUAAGCACCGAUUUGGGCGGAUUUAUUCCGGGUCAAUUUAUGGCAGAUUCCAAAGGGGUACCAUCACAGUUUUGGGGCGAUUUUUCCGAAAUGUCAUUUUCUUUCGAUUUUGGAGGCUUCAGAUCACGGGAUCUGGCUGAAGCUAUUCUCCACCGAUAAAGAAGUCUAUUGAUGCUAUUCUCCAAGGAUGAUAAAUCCAUUAAGCACCGAUUUCGGCCAAUUUAUUUUCGGAUGACAUUUUCGUAAUUUUUUGGGGACGAAAGACCAUUUCUUUGGAUUUUGAAGUCUACAGAUCACGGAUUUGGCCUGAGGCUAUUCUUCAACGAUGAUUAAGUACAUUAAGCACCAUUUUGGGCGGAUUUAUUCCGGGUCAAUUUUUGGCAUAUUCCAAAGGGGUACUAUCACAGAUUUGAGAGAUUUUUUCGAAAUGUCAUUUUCUUUCAAUUUUGGAGGCCACAGAUCGCGGGAUUAGGCUGAGGCUAUUCUCCACCUAUAAUGAAGUCUAUUGAUCAUU
This is a messenger RNA of Linum trigynum, 2107 nucleotides long. The record is from the annotation of a GenBank genome assembly. Lineage: Eukaryota; Viridiplantae; Streptophyta; Magnoliopsida; Malpighiales; Linaceae.